AUGACGAUGGGUACAGACAAGGCGGCAGAGCGAGCUUUCUACCGUCGCAUCCUUUUUCAAGACCUGCCGCCAACCACACAGGCACCUUCUAUCACACACGAUGCCGACCUGGACCACGAGAUCUACCUGUUGCUCGCCUACCUCCUGCGCGAAACGGUUCUUCCGUGGUACAGCAAGCUGACGCCCGACCGCGAGUUCCUCAACCAAAUCACUACCAACAUCACCUCCAUCAUCCAUACCGUUGUAGAGCGUCAGACUGCUCAUGAUGCUGCCGAGUCCGUUUCUGCGACUGCGCUGGAAGGAGAUAUCCACGCCUCGAGGUCGGCUGCCGAUGCCAACCUGUCAAGAAUCCAAGAUCUGCUCUCUCGCGACGUUCCGCUGAUUCUACAGCAACACUGCUCCGACUUUAGAAAUGCGAAAAGCAAGGCGGAUAGCGUCUGGGCACCCUUGGGCCCACAGCCAUCCCUCUCGACAGCGCCGACGAUUGUCUCGCAAUCCGAACAAGAUGAAACACGUCGUCAACGGGUUUACGAGCAACUACCACGGCAAUACCAACAAAUAUUUGACAGCCUUUCGAGCGUCAGUGCAUCCAUCUCGCCGCUGCAACUGGCUCAGCAGUUUUAUGCCGCGUCCCCGCAUCCGGGUCUCGAUUCGACCACAGGCUCGCUGGACGGCAAGAUCGACCUUGCCUACCUUCGAAUUGCAGUGCUCAACCUCCUCUCGUCGCUGAUGCCCGCGGACGAGUAUGCUCCGGAUACGGAAAAGUUCAUCGUGCGCGACGUGCUUGUGGCAGUGCUCAGAGGAGCUCUGGCUCGUACGUUCCGGCCUUGCUUCUUUGUGCAGAGCCUGCACAAAGUGCUAGACGCGGCUGGAUGGGCGAGCGAUCCCGUUCUUGCUCCCGUUUCAGACAACGACGAAAGCGAUCAGGCGGUUGUCACGACCAGUAUCAGUCUGUCGGCAGAUGCAGCUCUGUCUUCUGUCCUCAAAGCGGUUGCCCGACUACCGGCGAUUCUUCUGCAAGCAUGGUCCUUCCUCGUCUUGACAGCGUUGCCCUUUUUGGUCCGGGCUUACCUCGACCUUUUCAACGUGCAGCGAGCGCGCAAGAGGCGCUUGCAGCAACCCCAGAAAGUUGCAUCCAAGCCAGAUGGUGUGGCCAGUCACAAGCGCUCGUCCAGUCUCAAGGGCGCGUUUCCCUCUUCCCUGUCCACCGGAAGUCUGUUUGAACGCAAGAUGCACGGCCGAUACCCUUCUCGCAAGUUCCACCACGGCACCGAAGACGUGAUCGCAGCGCAAGCUCGCUCGUCGGCCGUUGGAUCCAACUUGGCGGCGAUGGAGGAGGACGAUGAGAGAGAAGGCCAAGACCGGGAAGUGGACGAGGCAGACCUGCCCCCUGACUACAUCGGCAACUGGCUCAAUGCAGCCGAGGAAGUGCUGCAAACGAGCUCACAGGCAGUAUUGCGUGCGCUGUUUGGUCUGGCAAGGACGACAUUGGUCACGACAGGAUUGGGUGAAUCGGUCAAUCGCAUGGCCAUGCGUAGAGUCAACGCCGAGCUGCGAGACACGCAGAAGCUCACACGCGCAGUGCGUGAGCUUCGCAAGAUCUUGGUGCCCAACGGACACUUGCCGCCAUCCGUCCCCGAUCCCGACGUCGAGACGCAAGAGUCGGAAUGGAUACGCCUUCGACUGCGGCUUGUCAGUGGCACGAAGCGAUCGAGCGAGACGAGCCAAGAAGCAUUACUGCCGUGGAUUAUAAAGAGGCUGCUGCUAGGAAGCACGGUUGGAGGAAUGCGUCGAGGCGAUGCAGCAGCACGCAGUCAAGAUACCCAGAUCCAACUGCAACGACUGACGACGUGGCUCGAGCCCUUUUGCUCGGCUCAAGCGGCAGGGCCCAACACGCUGUUGGCCAUCUUGCUGUUGGAGCGAGUGAUUGUGGUCCUGUGUCCUGACCUGACGUUGGCCUAG
Molecule: messenger RNA, 1962 nt
Organism: Sporisorium graminicola
Lineage: Eukaryota; Fungi; Basidiomycota; Ustilaginomycetes; Ustilaginales; Ustilaginaceae
Exons: 1
Coding region: 1-1962 (653 amino acids)
Cellular component (GO): intracellular membrane-bounded organelle
Molecular function (GO): phosphatidylinositol binding
Source: RefSeq, a predicted model, not a curated record